Molecule: messenger RNA, 883 nt
Organism: Ornithorhynchus anatinus (platypus)
Lineage: Eukaryota; Metazoa; Chordata; Mammalia; Monotremata; Ornithorhynchidae
Gene: RBP2
Product: retinol binding protein 2
Exons: 5
Coding region: 276-680 (134 amino acids)
Biological process (GO): fatty acid transport
Cellular component (GO): cytosol; nucleus
Molecular function (GO): fatty acid binding
Source: RefSeq, a predicted model, not a curated record
AUAAAUCUAGCCAAUUGGCCACUUCCUGGAAGGCCCACCCUCAAAAGGGAAGUUCCCUUUCUGACCUCAAGACAAGCUGAUCACAUUCACAGAACUGAAACUGUUUUGGCAAGAGAGACAGACAGUUGGAGAGAAAAGGAGAAAAGAAAAGAGUUGCAGAGAGGACAGCUAAAAGGAAAAAGUGAAAGCCAUCUCUGAAAACCUGCAAGAGGGCUACAGACUUGACUUCCAAGCUCAGCACUUGAUCUGACCUCUGGUCUACUUUUCCAGCCAAAAUGCCUGCUAACUUCAGUGGAACGUGGGAAAUGGAAAAGAAUGACAACUUCGAAGGCUACAUGAAGGCUUUAGAUAUUGAUUUUGCCACCCGCAAGAUUGCCGUCCACCUGAGCCAAACAAAAGAAAUCGAACAAAACGGUGACUCCUUCAAGACAAAAACUUUGAGCACUUUCCGAAACUAUGACGUGGACUUCACUAUUGGCGUGGAAUUUGAGGAGUACACUAAGGGUCUUGACAAUAGAAAAGUAAAGACACUUGUGACCUGGGAGGGUGAUAAACUUGUAUGCGUCCAGAAAGGUGACAAGAAAAACCGAGGUUGGAAACAGUGGAUUGAAGGUGACAAACUGUAUUUGGAACUGACAUGUGAAGACCAGCUGUGCCUUCAAGUAUUUAAGAAGAAAUAAUAACUGAUCAGGAAACCCAUUGAUUUCCAAGUCAGUAGUUUUAUUUACUUUGGGGAGAGGCUGUAGGAGGUCCUCUUUCUACAAUACCUGUCUCGUCGAGAUGUCUGAAUGGAUGGAUUUUUAAUAGCAGAUUUGUACCGGUGACAACCAAAACUUUCUCCUCUGCAACUGGAAUUAAAUAAAAUUCAUUUUGAUUCUCGUAA